This is a messenger RNA of Paramuricea clavata, 7709 nucleotides long. NCBI's taxonomy places the organism in Eukaryota, Metazoa, Cnidaria, Anthozoa, Malacalcyonacea, Plexauridae. The record is from the annotation of a GenBank genome assembly.
CAAUAACUUGUGAAGACCAUCCAUGUGGUAGUAUCGGGAUAUGUAAAACGGACUCAGACAGCAGUUUUUUUUGUGAAUGUCCGGGGAAUUCAUUUGGAGAUGGAUACCACUGCCAUGGUACGUUAUUAUACUUUGGAAUCAUAUAAAAUCAGUUGAUAUAACUGAAUGAGUAUUUCGGAAAUUAUAGAAAACAUUUUCCGUGUUUCUGUACAGUUAUAGAGAGUUAGUAGUUUGGAAGAACGAAAACUAAUCAGUAGGUGCAUGAGAAAACCCAAGAGCAAAGAGCCUGGGAACGAGGUUGCGUUAUCUCAAGUUCUGCAAACAGCCACAAGUGUUUCAAUACUUGUAUAGAAACGCAGAAAAUUUUAUUCUUUUAUAAUACAACUCAAGAGAAAUUCUUGAACCUGAUUCAUUUACAAAGUCUCAUUACGCAUGCAUGCUGACUUUGCCGGUCGCUUAAUUAAUUCUCGACAAAUCAUCGCGCGCGUACUAUAUAAUUCAUUAUGCCAAAUAGAGAAUAAGCAUUUCCGCGCUAGAGUGGCAAUUCUUAAGGAACCAUAUACCUUGACCACAACAUAUCGUUUAACAACGUUAAUAGCAAUGGUUUCGAGCAACUCUCCGCAAGAAACAUGAAAACCUUAACUCUAAUACUGUAUAAAUUAGCUGCGGCCCCUUGCAAAGCAGCGCUGACGCUGAACUAGUACUGAAGGGUUACCGUCACCAAAUAAUUUGAAAUAAAGUUAAAUUUAAAACCAUGCUCAGAUCAGUCGACUUCACCGCUUCAUUCAGUUUGCGUUGCUAGUCAAGUAUUAUUAUAAGUAUAUAAUAACAUGACUAGAGGGAAAUUAGCGAUUAAAAUUACCCGCCGCCGAGGCAAGAUUUGCGAAAACUGUGGGCGAAACCCGAGGACUUUUACUAAUCUUACCAAGGUAAAAGACAAUUAUUUUACUUAAUCGCUAAUUUUCCGACAAGUCAUGUUAUAAGUUUGUGAUAUUAUGAUCGCCGAGGAAAACUCAGUCUGUAUACAAAUGGAUUUCAUCAUGUGUCAGAGAAUUAUGGCUAGAUUAGGUGAUGAUUUUGUAUGGUUUGGUGAAUUCAGUUUUUUAGUUUCAGGUCUUGUGUUUGUCAUACUGUGUAUUUGACAAACACGGGAUUUCUUUGUCUUCUGAUUUUCCGUCCUGCAUACUUGAUGAGUGAAAGUUAGAAGACAAAGAAAUCCUUUGCCUUUUCUCAAUUUUCCCGGGGAUAUUUAGAAAACCAUACAAGAGUGAGUGGGGGAAAUACGGGAUUUACAUCCCUUUGAAUACAAUAGAAACCGAGGCGAUCAUGAUAUUACACGUAUAAUACCAUGAUUGAAUGGGAUUCUAUUGUUCCGAGCGAAAUUUAAUUUCUAAAUUCCCGGUCGAGCGGGCGAUUUAUCACAUCAUAGUUAAUGUCGGAAACCUCUGCGGAGGAGAGAACCUGACGCCGGACUACGCAUUAGGCAAGUGUCGCACGCAUAUAAUCGUGCAAGGAGAACAGCAACAGUUAGCUCAGGUCCGUUAAUACCGGCCUAUCAUCCGAUCCCUGAGUUGUUGCAUCAUUUAAUAAGCUAAGCUCGUGUAGUCUGCGAUUUUAUACAAAUACAUUUACUGUUUUACGGUUGUGGUCACUGAGCUAUAAUAUUACUGGAGGAGGUGCUGCUCUCUUUCUUCGAUCAAAAAAGUGUCGCCAAAAACAUGGCAGAUUUUCACGUUUGCGUACGCCAUUCCUUUUGGCCAUGGCACAGAAUAAAGACACACAGAAGGUCGACUUGAGUAACCGCUGCCACGCCAUGAUUCAUCAUCAAAAUGCUGACCUCAUGGUCCUAGCCAGUGCCUGUUUGAGAGGCAUCCCCUCUCUGGACGUCCGCCAUUUUCACGCGCACUGACUGGGCCAUGGACCAUGUAAAAUUCAACUACAAACGCGCAAUUUUUACACCUAAAUCUUUAGCUGUAAAAAUUGGCUGUAAUCUUUUACCCAGAAAAUUGAGCGUAAUACCUUCAGAAAAUACGCUUAUAGCAGCUGCGGUGUACCAAGUAAUAAGAAUUUUGUCUUGGCCGGGUUUAGAAGAAGCGAGUUUGCACAACACCAUCUGGCUGCAUUGUUUAAAUCUUCUUCCAAGACUCUUUUGCUUCCGAUUUAUCUUGGAUCGAAAAAGAUAAUUAAAUUUUACUGUCAUCGACGAAUGAAUCCAGCAAAGAUUCUGUUGUUAUGGAUAGGAGUUCGUUUGUGUAUAGAUGCUAAACAAUAAUGGGGAUAAGAUCGAUCCUUGCGGGACCCCAUAUGUAAUGUUUAGAGGAGCAGAUUUGCCUGAGCCAAUUUUCACGUACUGUUUACUAUUUGUUAGGAAACUUUUAAAACCACUGUAGGGCAGUUGGAGAUACGCCAGUGCCUCCAACUUUCUUAAUAACAUUUCGUGACUGAUACUGUCAAAUGCCUUGGAUAAAUCAAUUAGGACCAUGGCAGUUACUUCUUUUCAUCCAUUGAUUUAAGAAUGUUAUCCGUGAUGUAAACAUUAAGCGUUUCAGUUGAAUGGUGUCUCUUAUUACCACUUUGGCGAGGGGAGAGAGUAUGCAUGUUGUACUUACACAUUUUAGAUAAUAUUGGUAGAAGUGACAUAGGUCGGUUACAGUAUUUGGUGCUUGUUCGUGAUCCCCUUCUUUCAGGAUUGGAAUAACCUCCACCAUCUUCUAUGCUCAUGACAGGGAGCUGUUUAUAAUAUAUUAGUAAGGGGAGUCAAAAUAUAAGGCAGUGAAUCUCUUAUUAUAUGCAUAUUGAUUUUGUCAGGACCAGCAGGUUUGUUGGUAGGCAUCGACAUGAUUAUGCGUUUGAUUUCAUCUUCAGAAACAGCUAUACAAUCAAAGGUGAUAGGUCAAUUGGAUUCAGUUGCAGCUGGGGGUUGGUUAUGGAUAUACGGUUGUAAAUUGUUGUCUAACGACAAUUGUUUUACCGCUUGUGCCGUUUUCCCCCAAUAGUUGCGAAGUAAGAGUAAUUGAAUUCCUCGGUUAAUUUCUGAGUAUCUUUGGUGGAGACUGGUUUCGAAUUCUCUUUCCUUGGUAGAGUUUGAUUUAUAACUUUCCAUAACGCCCCAGCAUUGCUUUUGCAUUUACUGAUCUGGUUACCGAUAUAUUGUUUUUCACUUGGUGUAAGCAUAGGUUUAACCGAGUUUCGUGCAUUUCUAUAGUUCAACCGGAUUACGAGACUGAUAAUAGUAUUGGUGUAAUUCAUCUCUAUUUCUCAUGGCUGAUUUUAUUUCGUUGUUGACGAAGGGAGUUGGCCUGGAUUUAAUUUUAAUAUUCUUGGUUGGGGCGUGAUUUCCAAGUGCAGUUUCAUAAAUGUUAUUAAAGGUAUGUAACUGGUCGUUGACGUUCGGUGACAGGUACAUGAGUGUUGAUAAAACUCAGUUGCCAUGUCUAUUGCGAAUAAUUCUGGCUUAUAAAUACCAUGAGCAAAAGGAACCAGAUCAAGUAAUUAUGGCGUCAGAUGACGUCAAAAUGCGCCAUGUUUUUGACGACACUUUUUCAUGCCGAGCACGUCCUCCAGUAAUAUUAUAUAUAGCUCAGUGGUUGUGGUGCGUUAAAUGAUACAGUAGAUUGCGCAUGAGUAACCGAUUAAAGCGUAAAAAGUGCGCAUGUGCAACUAGUUUUUACAUCCCAUAAGCAAAGAAGCAUGCGUGUCUGUCUGAGACUGAAUUAAUGGAAACCGAAUCAUGGUAUUACAAACUAAUACUAUGAUAUGUCGGGAAAUUAGUGCAUGAUUUUAAUUUAAAAAUGUCCAUUUAAAAAUGUCCUUCAACCUCCCUCGGCUUUCGGGGACAUUUAAUUAAUCACUAAUUUCCCUCAUAUCAUGAUAUUACUUAUAAUUAAUUAGCUACGUAAAAAAGAUUGUUAGCAUCAUAUAGACAUAUAAUAAAGCAUCAAGCAUACUUGAAGCAAUACAUAUUUUUAAAACAAUCAUUAGUAAUACCGUGCUGAGUGGUUAUAUUACUACCUUAAAAAACAAGCAGAAACUCGACGUUUCGAGCGAAGGCCCUUCGGCAAUACUUAGUAUAGCCAGGUUAUAAAAUAUACCACCUAUUUGUUUUAAGCCUGCGGAUCAAACGAGACGCAAGUCAUCGCAAGUUUUAACUUCUGAGAUAUGGAAAAGAGGAAAUGAAUAAUUUGUUAAGGAAACUAAGAGAGUGAAACAUACAAGAUGUCGUGUGAAAAGUGUUGUUUGAUCUGGGCUUUAUUCUAGUUAUUUCUAAUUUUACUUAAGAGACACUCACACAUGUUGUUUUUAGACACGCCAUGUUAUAGCUCUCCAUGUCAAAAUGGUGCAACUUGCAAAGCGAAAAAGGAAAAAAACGGUGAGGACAAAGAAUACGAAUGUGAUUGCCCAGUGGGCUUCACUGGAGAUGAUUGUGAAGUUUUUGAAAUAGGUAAGGUUCUUUUUAUUUUCUUGAUUUAAGAUGGACGUCUUAACUUGUGCUUAGUAGUUAAACCGGAGAAUUUUAGCCGCACAACUGGUAAUGAACCAAGCACAUCAUUCCAUCCUAAACCAUUAUUUCGAAUUUACAAGAGCCAGUGAUUAAUUAAACGCCUUCUGACUAGGUAAAGUCUGUUUGACGAGCUUUGACCAUGCUAGCCUUUAGUCAGUCAACUGGCGUAGGUUUUGCAAAAAGGACUUAUAUAUACUAGAGCAUGCGGUAUUACGUAAAAUGUUUACAGAGAUUUAAGGAAUUUUAAGGGAGGGUGCAAAAGCUGGACCCCCUCAUCUGAACCCCUUUCUGGACCCCCAUUUGGACCCUUUCUGGACCCCCUUCAAGACCUCUCAGAAUAUAAAAUAUAUUCAAAAUAGAGAUUAAAAUAGAUAUUUGAUAUAAAUAAUAAUAUGAUUUUCAUAAAUAAUAGAUUUUUCUAAUUUUAUGGUUGCGAAGUAGUCUUUUGUGCAAUAGGUUAUGCAGGUCACUACUUUAUAUUAGAUCAAAAGAAUAAUUUCGGCCAUGUCAGUGUAGGGCAUAUUUUUAGUUUAGGGAUAGUACGUAUUUAGCAUUUUUAUUGUUAUUAUUGUGGGUCCACUAUCUCCUUGCAAGAUGAAGUAACAGCAAACUUGUAUGUUUAAUAUCCAUCGCUUCUCGGAGAUGCACCCCCCCAAUACCCCCCCUCGCUACGGCCCUGCUGGGAACAAACAUUGCGAACACAUGCUGUUGAGAAGUUGGUUGUUAAAAAUACGAAGGAAAUUAAGUGCAUAAUCAAAAAAAAAAUCGUAUGCGAUACCCUAAAACCCCGCACUAUACCCAUGCAAACAUCAGUAUGUACAUGAAUUUUCGUCUGUUCCGGCCAACAAGCAACGUUCUCCGUUGCUUAGUGGUGGGAGCACUGCUCCAGAAUCGUAGAGGCGUAGGUUCUAAUCCUGCCUGAGGACCUAUUAGUUGCAUUUUUCACAAUGUUCCCUGUUUGGUCUUAUAAAAUUAAUCGUAUGUUUCUCUCCCUUCGUUGUCCUACCGUGACCGUCUACAUUGAAUUCAUGUUAUACCUGAUAGAUAUUACCAUGCAUAUAUUACUUUUUCAGAGUUCCCUUGCAGUGAGAGACGAAUUGUGGAUAUUCCUUAUUGUGAAGAAGAAAAUGACGCAAGUCAAACAAUUGGUAAUUAAUGGUUUCUUGAUGGAUAAUUUUGAUUACGUCAGUACAUCACGACGAGGUGUCAACGCAGCAUCCUAAUCACUUCAUUGCGGUCGCUUUGUUGUUUGUAUCAGGCAUUGGGGACAUUUAUACGGAUCGGAAAUAUAUACAUGACGUCGCGUUUUAUUGUGGUUACGUGAUUACGUAUCCUAAUUUUAGCAUUUUGUUCGAUGUUGUUACAUGUACUAUUGUACUUUAGUAUAAAUUUACAGGUGACUAUUGAUUUUUCUGCAUUCUGAUUGGUCAAGAUUCACUGUCUCUGAAGUGAUAGUCACUGGUCAGUGACUAUAGCUUUUUUUUUCAAAAUGGCUGCUCGUUUUGCCGUAGUAACAGAAGAGGAAAUUGCCAAAAUUAAAGAAGAUAGCAUGCCGAAAAAACCCAAACAAGCUACAAAAUUUGGUUUGAAAAUAUUUCAAGGAAAGAUAUUAAACUUUACGUGCUUUUAUUUGGAAAAAAACUGACUUAGUCGCAACGCAACACAGAGCCGUGUCUGAGAUUUAAAUUUUGUAAACAAACUAUUUAUAGUGCAAAUAAAUUUAUUUGAAGUGAAUUUUUAUAAAGUUGUGUGGAUUAUUGUUUGUAAACACCUCAAAUUUAUACUAAAACAAUUAGUCGCCUCAGGCUCGGUGAUUACAAGCCUAUAUUCACUUCGCCUUCGGCUCAGUGAACAUAGGCUUGUAAUCACCUCGCCUUCGGCGACUAAUUGUUAAGUGGUAUUAUAAACAAACACAUAUCACUCACGGUCGUUAUCAUGCAUGGAUUUGACUGAUGCUUUAUGAUCAAAUGGUUUUCUGUGUGAACCAGGGACACUGUUUGAGAUGGUAGCACUAUUAAUAAAUCCCAUACAAGACUGUGUUUAAAGGACUAGUUGGAAUAACUGUUAAGAUUAGAUUUGGAAUUGAGUUUCGUGCUCUGCAGGCUAAUUUUUGCCGCCAAGACUCAAGAAAGAGGAAAAUCAUUGCGGAUCAUAUCGCAUUCAUGGUAUUGCCUUUAAAUUCCUGGCUUCAACCAUGGUGUUCGAAACUGCUCUACUAGAUUUUUUUACCAGCGCUCAUGCGUUGUGCAAAUCUUUGAUAGAACUUAUUUUUAAUCUAGAUACAUGCGAUGAGACACCAUGUAAGAACGAAGGUAUAUGUGAGCCAAUACCUACUGGUCAAUACGAGUACAGAUGCAAAUGCCAGCCGGGAUACAUUGGACGUACCUGCGAAACAAGUAAAUAAAACUUUGUGCAUAAUUCUCAUUCCCUAAGAUACGCGGCCUGGUUAUAUCUGGUCAUAUAUAUAUAUAUAUAUAUAUAUAUAUAUAUAUAUAUAUAUAUAUAUAUAUAUAUAUAUAUAUAUAUAUAUAUAUAUAUAUAUAUAUAUAUAUAUAUAUAUAUAUAUAUAUAUAUAUAUAUAUAUAUAUAUAUAUAUAUAUAUAUAUAUAUAUAUAUAGCACCAUAAUCUGUAGAGCAGCACAGCACCAUAAUCUUUAAUAUUUUUAUUCCGUAGAUUAAAACUAUAAAUUUCGCCUUGAGUUAGAAAUUUCAACGAAUGAGCUAUUGACCUGUGUGAUCAUUAAAAAUGUUUCGUUCUCCUUGUAGACAUAGAUGAGCAAUGCAUUAAUGAACAUGGAACUUGUAAAUUGAAAAAGGACCAAGAGCGACAAUGCCUAGAAAUAAAAUGCGAUUGUUUCGUCGGAUAUAGUGGCGAGAAAUGUGAAAAAAGUAGGUUAUAUUGCAACUAUAUAUGGAGCCCAACUGCUCCAGAAACGAAAACUUUGAUUGUGAAAAAUUACUGCAUGAAAGAAUCAUAUGUGAAUUAAACUCAGUACAAGCACGUACGACCAAAUGACGCGCCCAUGCAGCCCGUCGUCAAAUUUUAUUCUAAAAUUCAUAGAAAAAAACACUCCGACCUGCUUUCUCCCACUUCUUGUAGAAACAGACUGCAAAGACAACAGUGAUUGUAAAAAUGGUGGAACGUGUGAAAGUAGCAAACAGUGUUUAUGCGCCCCUGGAUUCAAAGGUUUAUUUUGCAACGAACGAG